Folsomia candida is the source of this 4924-nucleotide messenger RNA. Its product is annotated as band 3 anion transport protein. The transcript is spliced from 29 exons. Bases 713 to 4579 code for a protein of 1288 amino acids. Gene Ontology annotation, cellular component: plasma membrane. Gene Ontology annotation, molecular function: solute:inorganic anion antiporter activity; monoatomic anion transmembrane transporter activity. Gene Ontology annotation, biological process: regulation of intracellular pH; transmembrane transport; monoatomic anion transport. The record is from RefSeq and is a predicted model, not a curated record. NCBI's taxonomy places the organism in Eukaryota, Metazoa, Arthropoda, Collembola, Entomobryomorpha, Isotomidae.
GCAGCAACAGGUUCUCGCAUGGAAAGUGACGAGGUGAUGAGGCAAAUUGAGACGACGAGUACUUUAGCCGUGCGGUGCUGGAUUGCAUGGCCAGUUGUCAGCCGGAUACCAUGCGGAAUAGUAGCAAAACAGCACUCGGCAGAUCAGCUUGGGGUUUCCGGCCCUAAAUUCUUUCCAAGACGACGAGGCGACCCCCGUCCUGCUGCGACCACGUCCUCCAAAUUGCAUUGUUUAUUUUUUCUCGUUGUCCUCGUGAUGAGUGCUUCCCCAAGUCAGGAUCGAGUGGCUUUAGAAGGAAGAAACCCACAAAUUGCAUGUCGCAUGCAACUAUGCAAAAGAAAAUUAACAAGUGACGUUAUUAUGACGAAAAAUAGUUGAGAACAGGUAGAUAAACUACGAGUUGGCUGUCAAUAAUAAUUUGAUGGGUUGUUGGAAGAAUACCACAUUCAUCGUCAUCGACUGGAUCCAUCAUCUCUCCGCGUUGGCAAAUUCCUCGGAUUCUUCAGACAAUAAGAUACACUCGAGAAGACCAAGAAUAUUAGUCAAUGCGGUGAUUCUUCUCGAUCUUGGAUUUGUUUCGAGCAUUUCCUUUUAGAGUGCCGAACAAGACGAACAGUCUCGGCCCAAUCAUAAAUACUUAAGUCCUACAAAUUCUACGCACAACAAGACCUGGGUCGUCCGGCGAUAUAAUUCCAGAGGAGACUACGCUGACAUGCACCCUUCGCAAAAUCCGCGCAAAAAGAAGGAUAAUCCUCCUCCUCCGUCCGUCCGUCGUUAUCAUGCACCGUCGCCGCCUCGUUUGCUCUCGACAACAGGUUCGACCACGUUGGAGGAGAUGAUUGACGAAGUCCUGCUCGGACAUGAUGGCGAAAUCAGGGAUGACCAAGGUUUCCAGCUGGAAGCACUCCUAAAUUCCCCUCCUCCGAGUAGUGCUGAUUUGCGACGCCCAACUGCAGAGUUACGACGCUUUGAUGAGCGAGACUACCAAUCCCAUCGUCGGGAGAGUUUUCCCCACACGCAUCAACCACUCCGCCAUCACGCCCAUGUCCAGAGGAGACGGACAACUUCCUCCUCCACGACGACGACGACGACGACGACAAAGGGGUCGGACACCACCGCCACUGGAACCAAUUUUAAAUUGGAAGCGUUUGUGAGUCGCCCAGUCUUUGGGAGUCCUGUCCCAUUCGUCCACGACCUUUCUGGGAGGACCAACUCGCCUCCGAAAAAGGUGCAAUUUGAGAUUGGUGGUGCCUCACUCCUCAAUCAGGAAGAGCAGCAACAAUCUCAUGAGGAGAAGAAGAAGCACAAGAAACAUCAUCAUCACCACCACAGUCACGGUCGCCGACUAAACGGGAGUGACCGUUUUGCCCAGCCUGAACUCGAAGCUGGCAUGGAUGAUCUGGACCAGGAGAAUCUGUCCACUCAUCGGUUUACUGACAACAAAGGGUAUCAAAGGCAUAAGAUUUCCUCCAAAUUCUCGGAUGAUCUGCUGGACACAUCUGCCGCAAUGUCUCUGAAACCUGUGAGAUAUGACCACCAGCCCCACGAGAUAUUUGUGGAGCUGGACGUCUUGUCCGGUCAGGGUGAGCAUCGACAGUGGAAGGAGGCGGCUCGAUGGAUCAAGUACGAAGAAGACGUUCUGGAAGGGUCGGACCGGUGGGGAAGACCUCACGUUGCGUCCUUAAGCUUCCACUCGCUCAUCAAUCUGCGCCAACUAAUUGAAUCCGGAGUGACUCUGCUUGACUUACAAGAAAGGGACCUGCCUGGGGUAGCAUACCGCGCAGUGGAGGCCUUUGUCCUGAAGGAACUCAUUCGCCCAGAGGAGAAAGCCUUUGUCAUGAGGAACAUCCUUUUGAAACACAAGCACGUCAAUGAGAACGACAGCCCAUGGAAGUUUAACUUGCGGAGGAAUACGACGGCCAACGGCAGUCUCACCAGUCUGCACGCCAUGAUGGAGCAAGACAAGCUCCGUCACAAUCACCAUCGCGCCCUGAUGGCCUCACCAAACAGCAACACGGUACCGGACGGUCUGGUGAAUGGUGCGGGUGGUGGAAUGGUUGCUGCAGUGGCUGGAAAGAUGGCACGUAGAAAUAGUGCUGCAUCCAGACUGACCUGUCAGGAUUACCAGCAGGAGGAUCUCCACCAUGAGCGGAUUCUGAUUGAUGAAGACUCUGCCAUAUCCCCACUUAGCACUCAUCCAUCGGACGACCUGAUGACCCAGUUAUCUCUCAACAACAUGACCGAGGAGGAUGUCAAGUGGGUUUUGAACAAGGAGAACCUCUUGCGGCGAAUUCCUGUCGGGGCAGAAGCUUCCAUCGUGCUCGUGGGGAAAGAUGACAAGUUGGAGCGACCCAUCAUGGCGUUUAUUCGACUUGCAGAAAGUUCCUACAUGCCAAAUAUCACAGAGGUCCCAAUUCCUGUGCGGUUCAUUUACGUUGUGUUGGGCCCCAGCUCCUUUGACCUGGACUACAAAGAAAUUGGCCGCUCCAUUUCGACCCUCAUGUCCAACACGCAUUUUCACGAAAUCGCGUACAAAGCACACGACCGGCGCGAUAUGCUCAAAGGUAUUCACGACUUUCUGGACGAAUCCAUCGUGUUGCCCCCGGGGGACUGGGACAACGAACUUUUCCCCUUCGAAGAGAUGAAGGAGAAGCGGGACGCGCUGCGUAGACGGAAGGAAUCGAAACGCCGUCAGAGUAGCAUUCGAACGCAAGGGGUUGGACUUUUGGAGGACGACAAGGGGGCUGAAGGUUGUGGUUUUGGAGAACCACCCGAGGACCACCGCCGCCCCAGCAAGGACCAUCACGACAACCCUUUCAAGCGAACUUCGAGGCUCUUUGGUGGCAUGAUGAAUGAUGCGAGGCGACGCUACAAACGCUACUGGUCUGACCUCAAGGACGGUCUCAAUUUCCAAACGUUGGCAUCAGUUGUCUUCAUAUACUUUGCCUGCUUGUCUGGGGCCAUUGCUAUUGGUGGCAUUCUCAGUGACAGAACGGAUAAGCACAUUGGAAUCUCGGAGACUUUGGUAGCUACCUCGGUAUCCGGCUUGAUUUUCUCUCUCAUGUCUGGCCAGCCCCUCGUAAUUCUCGGCACGACGGGUCCGCUACUUCUUUUUGAUGAAAGUUUGUACAAAAUUUGCAAGCAGAACGAUGUAGAUUUUCUCGCCUUCCGCUUUUGGAUCGGACUUUGGGUCGUCAUGAUUGGAAUGUUUGUCGUGUCGUUCGACGGGAGUGUCAUAGCCAGAUUUUUUAGUCGUUUUGUCCAGGAAAUAUUUGCCUCGCUUAUUUCCAUUAUGUUCAUCUCCGAGGCCAUCGAAAAUAUUGUCAAGGUUUACACAGAUCACCCAGUUCAACAAUCAUAUGGAAACAGAUCAGCGGGUUCGUCGCCCUCUCCCAACACUGCCUUGCUGUCCACAUUGCUAACCUUUGGCACAUUUGGGAUAGCCUACACCCUACGAGCUGCCCGAACGUCCACCUACUUCACACUCGGCAUCCGAAAGUUCCUGGGGAAUUUUGCAGUGCCCAUCGCCAUCGCGUUGAUGGUGGGGAUUGACUAUAGUCUCAUGGAAAGGGCUACCACAAAAAAACUGGAGGUGCCCGAUGGGUUGAAAAAUUCGAAGCCACGAUCAUCCUGGAUGGUGGACGUUAGCCCAAUUCCUUGGCACAUGGCUUUCCUCGCUAUAGUCCCAGCCACAUUGGUCUUCAUACUCAUGUUCAUGGAGACUUGCAUCUGUGCCUUAAUCAUUGGGAAGAAGGAGAACAAGUUACAAAAGGGCGGAGGCUAUCAUCUCGACAUUUUUCUUAUCUGUGUCAUCAACGGUGGGCUGGCAUGUAUUGGGGGCUGUUGGGUUUGUGCAGCCACCGUCCGUGCCGUGGCCCACGCAUCGAGCCUCAUCGUAUUUUCUACAAAUAAUCCUCCUGGAGAGAAGCCUUCCAUUGUGGGGGUAAAGGAGCAACGCGUGUCCAACUUUAUCAUCUCAAUCCUCGUGGGCUUGUCUGUAUUCGUGUCACCCAUUUUGAUGUAUAUUCCCAUGGCCGUCCUUUUCGGAGUGUUUCUGUACAUGGGAAUCUCUUCCAUGGCUGGAAUCCAGUUUUUCGAACGAUGCUCUCUCUUGUUCAAGCAAGUAAACAAUCAUCCGCAGGUGCCCUACGUUCAACGUGUCAAGACGAGUAAAAUGCACUUGUUCACGGUCAUACAGGUUCUUUGCCUGGCCACCUUGUUGGGGGUGAGGCAGACGUCGGCUGCACUCGCCAUACCAUUUCUGCUCAUCCUUCUCGUCCCUUUGAGACUCUUUGGACUUGAGCGACUGUUCAAACCGUCGGAACUGCAAGCGUUGGAUGAAAGUGGCGAGGAUGUCCCAGAAGAUGAUAACAGUAGUUGUGGCAAGAGGAUGUCCAUGGACAAACUUCCUCUCAACGUCAAUAGUGACAACCUUACCUUUUCGGACGAUCUAUACAAGGAAGAACAGGCCUCUGCUACUCUGAACUUUAUCGACCUUGGCAUGACCGUUGAUCCACCCAACAAACCAAGCAACGGGGUCGUCCAGCAAAAUGGGAUGCAAAACAACACCAAGGAAUGAUCCAUUCAUCGGGAGCAAAAAUAUAACAAAAAUAAAACACAAACGUUCAGAGAAUGUAUUUUAUAUACAUAGUAUCAAAUAAGAAGACCACAGUAUGAGGAGAACAAUACGACGAGGGCAUUUGUGCCAGGGAAUGCAUAUAAUAUGGUUAUAAUAUGGUUAUAAUAUAGUUAUAUGCAUAUAAUGCAUAUAAUUGCAUAUAAUAAUUGUAAUAUUAAUAUACAUCCAGACGGAAAGGUUAUCGCGAAAAAUAAUGAGGAUAACUUGGUGUUCUUUGUUCUUUUAUACAUAUAAAUGUACAUAUUUAUUUUAAGGAAAUACAUGCGUUGACACUCACAAAAAAGA